AUGAAAAGCUAUUUAAGAUUGCUAAAAUUAUGUACAAACAAUAAUGUUUGCCCCCCACCACUCCGCAGAGCGUACGCCUUAGUUAAAGAGUUCUCAAAAAUAAAUCUCAAUCACGAACUACCCAUUAAUAAUUUUAUUGGUGAUGCGACCAAAACACGAUUUAAGUCCAGAAACCCCCCAUCAAAAACAGCCAAGGACCUAAUCAACGCAAACUUUGAUAUGAUGAUGAAAUGGAAACAAAUGUGGGCAGCUAUGGUAGAGAAUGAUAACAUCCUAGACAACAUAUUACCAGGACAUAUACCCACAGGAUUUGACCUACAGCGCAAUCUAUGGUGUACACUUAACCGAAUACGAACUUCGCACGGUAGAUGUGCAGAUUCCUUACACAAAUGGGGCAUGAGAAACUCACCAAAAUGUGAGUUGGUUAGGUUCUCCAAUUCUGUAUGUCUGAGUUCGUGGUAAAAAGGGACAAAAAAACUGAUUAUUUGGAAUAAUUUACAUAUUUUUGGAUGAAAUGAGCUAUUAUUUUUUAUCAUUUUUAAGAGUUACUGCUUUUGGCCAACACUGGUUAUAAUAACAAANGGAUAAUUACUAGAUCUUUAAUAAUAAUUCUAUACAAUUUUUUUCUUAAAAUUCAUAAUUGACCUGUAUAAAAAAAUAAUUACAAUUUUACAUUUUUUUAUUUAGUUAUUGAUAUACAAUAGUAAGAGAUUUGUAAUAUAAAAGGUUUAUUCUAUCCAAGUUAUCUCACAAUUUAAAAUAUGAUUCGGCAGCUGCUGUAUUAUGAAAGUGAUUUAAAUAUAUUAUACCCAUAUCAUGCCAUACAACUAGAUUUUUGGAUAACAUUUCAAACAUAAAAAGGAAGUUUUCAUUGCAGACACAAUAUUUCCACUAUUAUAAUAUGCAUGUCCCAAUAAAUGUAAUAAAUCAACAUUUAUUUCUGGAUACAAUUUAUGAAUAGCAGUUUUCAAAUAGAAAAUUGAUUCAUCAAAUUGUUUUAGUUGAUAAUGAAUAAAUCCUAAUUUAAUAAGGUAGUUUCAUAGCCUUAUCAACCACACAUAUACUUGAUUUAAAAAAAAUUCAAAUGUCAACAUAUUAAUAAGACACUAUCCACAAAUAGUACACCUAUAUUUAUGUUUUAAUGGAACAGUAAAUAACAUUUGACUACUUAUGUAUAUCUAAAAAAUAACAAAUAUGUACUAUUUAAUUACUUAAAAAGUAAUCGUUGAUGACAUUAUGAAGGGAAUAGAAAUUAUAACCUGCAAUCCUCCUUCUGUCUUGAUCACUGACAAUAAAUAUUUUUCAACAAUAGCACUGAAUACAAAUAAUUUUAUACAAUAUACAAAUACAAUGAUAACCCACAUAAAAGGACUUACAACUUGUUAUAUUAUUUAUAUUACAAGUAAAUUGAAUAAAUAUAAUAUGCAAAUAUUUUAUAUUUAUUUUUAAUUAUUAACAUGAUUUCAAGCAUAUAUUAGUUACACAUUCUAAUUAUCUUAACAAUCUAAUUUAAUAAACAAGGGACCUUAUUAAAUAGAAAAUCAAUAUUUGUGAUAAUGAAAAUUAUCACAGUAUCAUUAUCAAAACUUUAAAUAUUACCUGUUUAUGGAAGAAGCUAUUAACAUAAACAUUAAGCAGCAAAUUGAAAUAUUAAUAUCAUUACUAUAAUCAUCAUUACAUUGACUAUCAUAGUUCUAUCAUUUAAGUAUAACUUAAUUAAUUUAAAAAUAAAACCCACUUAUCACAGGUAAAUCUAAUUUUUUUAAUAAUUAGAAGAUUGGUUUACAAUAUAAAAAUAUGCCUUUUCAAUUUCCAAAAAUACACCAAUUACAUUAACUCUCAUGACAACACAUUUAUAAAUGUAGUUAAUAAUAUUAAAUCAUUAGCACAUUAAAUAAAGUAUCAUUAGCAAGUCCCUUCCUUAAAACCAAAUUGUCAACAAGCAAAAAAUUAUAUUUGUUAAGGAAGUUUACACGCCUAAUUUGAAUGCAUUUUUUUAAAAUGAUUACUUAAGUUAAAGAAAAUGAUCAAUUCAAUGAUAAAGUUUUAUCUUCAGAUUUAAAUAAUGGAACAACAAUAGCUUCUUUGAAUACGGUUGGGGAAAUGUUCAAAAAUCAAAUAUUCAAUAUAUUUGAUAUAUUUUUUCAUUAAAUAAUUAAUAUGCCUCUGUACUACAGUGAAUUUAAAAUAUUUAAAUAAUAACAAUAACAAAAAAGCCUUUGUUUUCUUUUAAUUUUAAAAUGAAACAAAUUCACCAAGUUAUCCAUAAUUUGUAUUAAUUUAAUUAAUUUGAUAUAUAUUUAAGGCAUAUUGUAUUACAUUGAAGUGUUUUUUUAUUUAGUUAAUUUCUAGUUGAACUGAAAUAUAUAUAUUAUAUAAGCAGUAAGCACUUUAAUAUUAAUACAUAUUUGAAAAUAUAAAUACAAUAUUAGGUACAAAUUAAAUGAAAAAGUUAAAACAAAGUUGAAUUAAUUAAAUUCAAUGUGGUGAAUAUUGAAUAAUAAUAUAUUUCAAAGGGGAGAAACAUAUUCAUAUUUUAAUAAUAUAAUUUUAUAUGUAUACCUAAUAUAUAAAAAACCGUGUUAUAAAAGCUCUUGGUUAUAUCACCUUGUCGAUAUGAAAUUAUUUUGAAAUAUACAUAAUAUUUUAAAAAUUAACUGUCUGUAAUAUAUGGGUACCUUUUAACUAAGAUUAUACUCUGAUAAUUGUUGGCGACAAAAUAAAAACUAUAAUUUGGCUAUAGUUAAACUUACAUUAAUUGUUACAAAAUGUGUAAAGGUAAAAAGAGAUUAUCAAACAAGAGUUCUCAAAACCAUGACAGAAUUUACAGUGUUGUAUCAAAUUUAAUGUUAUAAGUAGUAUAAUAUUAUAUUUAAUUUUGGAAAAUGGUGGUCAACUCUUUAUAAACAAUACUGUGUUUCAUUGAAAACUAAACUAUCUAAAUGAAGGACCAUGAUAAAUAGAGAAACAAAAAGAUAAUCAAUAUUUUGUAAUUUCUACUUUUAGACAGUUAUAGAAUUUUAUUUAGCAAGGAAAAAUUACAGUUAUCUCUUUUAUUGAUAGUAUUAUAAAACAUACUUUUCCAUUACAAAAAUAUUGUAAAGGUUAUCUAUCACAUGCAAUAUUAUAUCUAAAAUUAUUAACAUUUCAAUUAAAAAUGCUAAAUUAUAGGAUGAUAAAAAAUUAUACUAUACAAGAACAAUACACCAAAUUUUACAAUAAACUGAGAUUUAAUAGUUUCAAAUAAUUCAUUUAGUUUUAGUAUUUUAUAAUCCCAAUAAUAUGAAAACCUGCAUGCAAAAUCAAAAAAUGACUUCCUUAAAGUACCAACUAGACCAGGUUCUUAACCUGUGGUCCGCGGCCCCUCGGGGGUCCGCAAUACUCAUAUCGGGGGUCCACGGCAGUCUUAACACCUAACAUAAAUCAAUACGUAACAUGAGAGCAUUAUUACAAUAUUUUUGGAUUAUUAUUUUUUCUUUUCAUAUAAAAUUAUAAAAUACAUAUUAUCAUCUUAUAUUGUAAGCCUUACAAUACCUUCUGCGACCUAUCUUACCUUUAUUACACCGAUGACAAUGUGGAAUUCGAUACCAUUAAGUAUCUAAACCUAAUAAUUUUAUUAUUAAUAUAUUUAUCAGUUUUUCUUGUUCAUUCAAGAAGAAUUACGAUCCAUUUUCAAAUCUCAAAAGUUUUAUUGAAUCAACUGAAGAAGAAUUGUCAGAUAAAAAUUAUAAAUAUUUCAUACAGCAUAUGGGUGAUAUGCAACAUAGUUUCCGUGAUUACUUUCUUGUUCCAGAUAUAAGUAGAAAUUGGAUUCGACAACCUUUUGAAAUUGAUAUUCAUCAAAUAAAUGAACUGACAUCAUUGGAAGAAGACAGCCUUGAAGAAAUUUCUACAGAUACUAGUUUAAAAAUUCAAUUCAAUCAAAAGUCAUUAGAAAAUUUUUGGUUGCAUGUUCGAAAGGGUUAUCCACAAUUAUCGAGUAAUGCUCUGAAAGUUUUGAUUCCAUUCCCCACAACUUAUUUAUGUGAAAAAGCCUUCUCCGCCCUCGUUUAUAUUAAAAAUAAGUUUCGAAACCAAAUAGAAAACGUAGAAUCUGAACCACGGUUAAAGAUUUCGAGUAUUGAGCCCGAUGUUCAAAAACUCGUAACUGAAAUGCAACAUCAACCAUCGCAUUAA
Messenger RNA from Cinara cedri, 4176 nucleotides. The record is from the annotation of a GenBank genome assembly. NCBI's taxonomy places the organism in Eukaryota, Metazoa, Arthropoda, Insecta, Hemiptera, Aphididae.